AGGAGGCCCCCAGCAGAGGCACCUGGCUUAGGGGUGAUGCCCGUUUGAAGGGGAGUGCGUGGCCCAAGCGUGAGGAUGGGUGGGGAAGGCGGUGAUACGGCAGAGCAGGGAGAAGCUGGUGAGGAGGAAGAGGGGGGUCAGAUCAUGGGGGUCGCUCCAGCGCCUCCCCUCCAGCAGAACGGCUGCCUCCCGGGCGGCGAGGCUGAGCGCAGCAGCAGCUGCACUCCUUUGGUCACUGAGAGUGAUGUGGAGCUUGGGAAAGGCGACGCUGCUCAGGAGCAUCCUGAGGGAGAGGCCAUGCUGUCCUCGGCUACGUCUGGAGUGAAGCUGACCCCUCGGCUCUCCAAGCGCAGGCUGGUGGUCCUGGCUGUCUUCAGCUUGUACUCGCUGGUGAACGCCUUCCAGUGGAUCCAGUACAGCAUAUUGACCAGUAUCUUUACGCAUUACUAUGAUGUCUCCAAUGCUCAAAUCGACUGGCUCUCCAUGGCAUAUAUGGUGGUGUACGUUCCCCUUAUCCUUCCUGCCACUUGGCUGCUGGACACUUACGGCCUCCGCCUCACUGCCUUGCUGGGAUGUGGACUCAACUGCCUGGGUGCUUGGAUUAAGUGUGCCAGCGUCCAGCGAAACCUGUAUCCUGUCACACUGGUGGCUCAGAUUGUGUGCUCUGUAGCCCAAGUCUUUAUUUUGGGGCUGCCCUCACACAUUGCCUCUGUCUGGUUUGGGCCCAAGGAAGUGUCCACUGCUUGUGCUGUAGCUGUUCUGGGCAACCAGUUAGGCACAGCAAUUGGCUUCUUAUUGCCACCGGUUUUAGUCCCAAAUACAGUUGAUGACCUGGAACUCAUGGGACAUAACAUCCGUAUAAUGUUCUAUGGCACAGCAGCAGUAUCCACACUCCUACUUUUAUUAACAGCACUUGUGUUUAAGGAAAAACCCAAAUAUCCUCCAAGUCAAUCUCAGGCUGUACUGGUGGAUGUAUCUCCAGAUGACUACUCUUAUAAGCAGUCGGUAAUCAACUUGUUCAGAAAUUUUCCUUUUGUUCUUUUGCUGAUAAGUUAUGGAAUUAUGACUGGGAUCUUUUAUUCAGUCUCAACUCUACUAAACCAAAUGAUAGUAACUCAUUAUGUGGGAGAAGAAGUAAAUGCAGGGAGGAUUGGACUGACCCUUGUUGUAGCUGGAAUGGUGGGCUCAAUUAUUUGUGGCUUGUGGCUCGAUCACACCAAAACAUACAAGCAAACUACACUAAUUGUGUAUAUCCUCUCAUUUGUUGGGAUGGUUGUAUUUACAUUCACCUUGGAUUGUGGACAUCUUAUAGCUGUAUUUGUGACUGGUGGUGCACUUGGCUUCUUCAUGACUGGUUAUCUCCCUCUUGGUUUUGAAUUCGCUGUGGAAAUUACAUACCCAGAAUCAGAAGGUACCUCAUCAGGGCUUCUGAAUGCUUCAGCACAGAUAUUUGGAAUUAUUUUUACACUGGUUCAAGGAAAACUUACAACAGAUUACAAUCCCCGUGCUGGAAAUAUUUUUGUCUUUGUGUGGAUGUUUAUAGGUAUCAUUUUAACAGCUUUAAUCAAAUCUGAUUUGCGACGGCACAAUGUGAAUGCAGGAAUUACAACUGUCGACAUUAAAUCUGUGCCAGUUGAUACUCCUACAGAAGAUGAACAGAAUAUACUUGCAACAAAAAACCAGUCUGAAUCAAAAAUUUAAAAUGGAGAAAAAUGCUAGAGGUUCCAGAUUUCCAGUUACAUGAAGCAGAAGCAAUUUGAUGAAUAAUCACAAGAACUCUAAAGCCAUGUAAUAAUCAUGCAGUACUGCUUAUGUAUGAACUAAGUAUACACAUACACUCUGCUAAGGACAUAUUUUAUCUUUAUGGUGGCUAGUUACAGUGACAAUUUUCAACUUUUAAAAAAGUUGAAACUGAUAAAAGAUUCCCAGGAAUCGGCUAUUCCUUUUUGGAAGCUGUGUACUUUCAGAGAAUGCAGUAAAGCAACUUGAGUGUUAAGGCAACUGAUAAAUAGGUUCUAAUUAAAAUCAGCACAACUGACUAAUCCACAUAUUGAAACCUUAUAUGAAGUGCGUGCACUGAAUAGAUUGAUGUAAAUUAAAGGGUUUUCUUUUUAACUUUUUAU
This is a messenger RNA of Varanus komodoensis (Komodo dragon), 2123 nucleotides long. RefSeq names its product FLVCR heme transporter 1 (gene FLVCR1). The transcript has 10 exons. Gene Ontology annotation, cellular component: mitochondrion; membrane. Gene Ontology annotation, biological process: erythrocyte differentiation; mitochondrial transport; transmembrane transport. NCBI's taxonomy places the organism in Eukaryota, Metazoa, Chordata, Lepidosauria, Squamata, Varanidae. The coding region runs from base 76 to 1701 and encodes 541 amino acids. Gene Ontology annotation, molecular function: heme binding; heme transmembrane transporter activity. The record is from RefSeq and is a predicted model, not a curated record.